This is a messenger RNA of Mugil cephalus (flathead mullet), 3326 nucleotides long. RefSeq names its product janus kinase and microtubule interacting protein 1 (gene jakmip1). The transcript has 23 exons. Gene Ontology annotation, molecular function: GABA receptor binding; microtubule binding; kinase binding. Lineage: Eukaryota; Metazoa; Chordata; Actinopteri; Mugiliformes; Mugilidae. Bases 600 to 3128 code for a protein of 842 amino acids. The record is from RefSeq and is a predicted model, not a curated record.
CACUUCAUUAUAUAAAUAUAUAUGUAUAUUUUUUUUAACACCGAAAUCUAUAGGAAAGGAUGACGUAGCUCGUGUGUGUAUAUGUAUGUGUGUGUGCGUGUGGGCGUGGAGAAUAAUGUCAGCGUGCGGCGCGAGAGGAGGGGAAGCCUGGAGCUGCUGGUAGCUCGAGGAGGGUAACACUGCUGUCAGUGGCGGAAACCAGCUGCAGCUGAUGUUACCUGCAUGGAAAUGUGUUUUAAUGUCAGACGGACAGACGCAGUUUGCGGUUAGCGUCUAUCUCGGCAUCUUUAGAGUGCACGAGGUGAGUUAAUUGAGCUCCACGCCGAAGCCCUGCCUCCCUUCCUGGAUGAGAAGCAGCAAAUUAGUCAGCGGCUUCUCAGCAUCGGGCCACUUGUGACCACUGAGCCUCCAUUUCAGAAACUCUCAACAACCUCUAGCAAUGAUGUAGAGGCUUCAGCGACAUGAUGAUGAUGAUGAUGAUGAUGACGAUGGUGAUGAUGGUGAUGCAGGGCCUUGCAGGGAGGAGGAGCAGCAACUGACUCCUCCGUUUUGCCACGUCCCGCGCUCUAUGUCCGUCCAGAUCGGGCGGCUGGAGUGCUAUGUCAUCGACCACACCCCCAUCGGCUCAGCCCCCUAAGAAGGGACGGAAGCCGGAGAAGUCUGAGGUGAUGGCUGAUGCGGUGCAGGCCACCAACGAGGAACUGAGGAGCAAACUCAUGGACGUCCAGAUCGAGCUGCAGCAGGAGCGCGGCAAGGUAUGCAAGCUCCGCGAGCGGCUCCAGGAGCAGCGUCAGGCUCGGGAACUGGAGCAACACAAACACGCCGUGGCGCUCACCGACCUGCGUGCCAAGCUCCAUGAAGAGAAGCUCCGUGACGUAGCUACUGCCCGUGAGGCCUUGGCCCGGCAGCACGAAGUGGAGCUGGCCCGGGCCAUCAAGAUCCGGGAUACAGAGGUACAGAGGCUCCAGGGGCUUGUAAACGCACUGAGGGAUGGAGCGGCCGACAAGCUCAAAAAUGCUCUUCUCGGAGAGGCCAGGGAGGAGGCCAGGAGAGCCUUUGAUGGAGAGAGGCUAAAGCUACAGCAGGAGAUCCAGGAGCAGAAAACAGCCAGGAAGCAGGCUGAGGAGGCGCUGGCAAAUGCUCUCCAAGCGGAUAAAGCCAAAGCAGCCGAUCUCCGCACAGCCUACCAACAGCACCAAGAUGAGGUGCAUCGUAUUAAACGGGACUGUGAGAGAGACAUCCGGCGACUGAUGGAUGAGUUAAAGGCAAAGGACCGGGUGAUGUGUGCUCUGGAGAAGGAGCUGGGGGCCCAGGCUGGCUACGCCCAAAAGCUUCAGCUCCAGAAGGAAGCCCUGGACGAGCAGCUGGGUCAGGUACGAGAGGCUGAGAGACAGAACCACGGCAGCCCCAAGAGAGAAGUGGUGCCCGGGCUGGGUGAGAACGCGGACCUGCUCAACAACCAGGAGGUGGAGGAGCGUGACAUGAGGAGGUUCCAGCUGAAGAUCGCAGAGCUCCACUCGGUCAUAAGAAAACUGGAGGACAGAAAUGCACUGUUGGCAGACGAGAGGAAUGAACUAUUGAAGCGGGUGCGAGAGGCAGAAAGCCAAAUGAAGCCCAUGUUUGAGAAGAACAAACGGCUGUCCAAGAAAAAUGAUGACCUCCUGUUAACACUCCAGCGCAUGGAGGAGAAACUGAAAAACCUUAGCCGUGAGAACGCAGAGAUGAAGGAAAAAGUGUCCACCUCUCGGCCGCCCUCACAGCAGCAGCGGCCGAGCUCCCUGACCGACCUGAGCCACGCCCACGAGGAACAGGAAGUGGAGUUCCUCAAGCUUCAGAUAGCUGAGCAACGUGCCAUCAUUGAUGAGCUCACGCAGGAACGUGACCGACUGGUGAAGAAGAACAGGAGGAAACCGCUCAAGUUGUCAGAGAGGCCUGUUGUGGAGACAUAUUUUGGAUUUGAUGAGGAGUCGGUAGGUUCUGAGACGUCCUCUCUGACCUCUUACAACACUGACCUCACUGACCGCACACCUGCUACUCCAGAGGAGGAUUUGGAAGAGAGUGUUUCCCGCGAGGAGUCGGAGCUUCGUUUCCGUCAGCUCACAAGAGAGUACCAGGCUCUGCAGCGGGCCUAUGCCCUCCUGCAAGAACAGGCCGGGGGCUCUUUGGAUGCUGAGAGGGAGGCUAGGACACGUGAGCAGCUGCAAGCAGAGCUCAGCAGCUGCCAGGCCAAGAUUGUUGACCUGGAGAAGGCCCUGGCCGAGAGGGGGCAGGAUUCAAAGUGGGUGGAGGAGAAACAGUACUUGCUCAGGACAAACCAGGAACUGCACGAGAAGAUGUGUGCGUUGCAGCAGGCGGAGUCGCGGCUGCAGGCCGAGGUCCAGGACGCUCGGGACCAGAACGAGCUGCUGGAGUUCAGGGUGCUGGAACUGGAAGAGAGGGAACGCAGAUCUCCUGCCCUCAAUCUUCACAUGUCUGCGUUCCCUGAGAACAGCAGCAGUGCCCUGCAGAUCUACUGCCACCAAGAGGGAGUCAAGGAUGUAAUCAUUCCUGAGUUGAUGAAGAAGUUGGAUAUUCUGGGGGAUAAUGGGAAUCUUAGAAAUGAAGAGCAGGUGGCCGUGAUCCAGGCAGGGACGGUGAUCUCACUCUGUGAAAAGUGGUUGAAGCAAAUCAACAGCACAGAGGCCGCUCUCACACAGAAGAUGAUCGACCUGGAAAAUGACAAGGAGCUGUUCAGUAAGCAGAAGGGGUUCCUUGAGGAGGAGUUGGACUACAGAAAGCAGGCUUUGGAUCAAGCCUACAUGAGGAUCGAGGAGCUGGAGGCUACGCUGUAUAGCGCUCUGCAGCAGGAGCAGCCGGCAUGCCGGGCGGUGGCCGAGACGCUGACAGACAGACAGAGGGAGGAGCUGAGGCUAGCCGUGGACAAGCUGCGGCGUCAGAUUCUCCGGCAGAGCCGGCAGUAUGACAGUCAGAUCUUACAGGAGCGCAUGGAGCUCCUACAGCAGGCCCAGCAGAGGAUUAGAGAGCUGGAGGACAGGAUUGACUUGCAAAAGAGACAAAUAAAGGAAAUAGAGGAAAAGUUUUUGUUCCUCUUUUUGUUUUUCUCUUUAGCAUUUAUUCUUUGGCCUUAAUAAAAAUGACUGUGGAACCACAUCAGGUGUAACGAAGCUGUGGAGGCAAGAGAGGAUAAAACAUAACCUAAUUGUUUUUUAUGCAUUUGUAGACGGUUCAUGAAAACCUUAUGGCCUUUUUGAUACACGCGCACUUUUGCAGAAGACCCUUAACUGGAAUGCAAGUAUAUUUGAAAUUUUAAUAAAUAACCAGAUAUA